AUGGGCAAUCGUGUUAGUCGUCCAAGAUUCAUCGAAUGGGAUUUAGAUCGUUUGGAAAAAAUCACGACUUUAUCGAAACAACAAUAUUUAGAUCUUUAUUAUCAAUAUCAAAAUGAUAAAGCAUGGGGUGGUUUAGACAUGGAUGAUAAAUUAUUUUUUCAAAAAUAUGAUGAGAUGCUACCAGGUCAACAGACAAAAGAAGAAAGUGAUCGAGCAUUUUAUGCAUUUGAUUACAAUAAAUCAGGCAAGUUGUCCUUUGAAGAAUUUGUUGGUGUUGUUGUUAUAUUAAAUAGUGGUUCAACGACAUUGGAUCGAAUCACAUAUUUGAUUGAUCAAUAUAAUCCGACUAAGAGUGAUAAUCGCAUUGAACAAGCUUUUGGUAAACUGAUAUUUGAUCGUCUAAAUCAAUAUUAUGGUAUUAAAAAUGUUGAUCCAGCAUCAGCAUGGUCAGACUUAGUUGCAAGUACUGGAGAAAACAGUGAUCAAGUUGGCCGUGAUAAAUUUUUGGCUUUUAUUGCUGGACAUCCAGUUUACCGUACAUACAUUCAAUAA
Messenger RNA from Rotaria sp. Silwood1, 552 nucleotides. Lineage: Eukaryota; Metazoa; Rotifera; Eurotatoria; Philodinida; Philodinidae. The record is from the annotation of a GenBank genome assembly.